AUGAAGACCAUAUACCUGGCUGCCUUGGUGCUCGGACUGGCCAGCGCAAGCCCACAGUCCAACCUGGCCCGCAUGGCAGACACUUUCAUCCGGAUCGGGGUCAGGAAGGUGUUUUACUACAACGAGGCGACGCUGUACACGGCGUUCGAGGCCGCCUACAACCUGACGGGAAACUCCACCCUGGUCAGCUGGUACCGCGACCAGAUCGACGACGCGGUGGUGCUCCCCGACGGCACGAUACGAGAUUGGAGGCUCGACUACUACUCGCUGGACGACUACCGCAUCGGCAACAACCUCCUGUGGUGGUACCAACGCACGGGCGACGCCAAGUACCGCGCGGCGGCCGACACGAUCCGGCGGCAGCUGGACAGGCACCCGCGCACGCCGUCGGGCGGGUUCUGGCACCGCGCGCCCGUUUACAAGGACCAGAUGUGGUUCGACGGCAUUUUUAUAGCCGACAGCUUUUACGCCCGGUGGACGGCGCUGUUCGACGGGGGCAACGCAACGGCCUGGGACGACAUUGCGCGCCAGUUUGACAAUAUCGAGAGCCGGACGCGGAACCAGACCACGGGCCUGCUGGUGCACGGUUACGACGAGGCCAAGAGGGCCGUCUGGGCGGAUCCGGUCACGGGCGCCGCGCCGUUGGUGUGGGGCCGGGCCGUCGGGUGGUACUUCCUCGCCCUGACCGAGGUUAUCCCGCUUAUACCGGCUGCGCACCCCGGGCGGGAGAGGCUCGUGCGGUAUUUCGUCACGCUGGCGGAGGGUUUGAAGAAGGCGCAGGACCGGGGCUCGGGCGGCUGGUGGCUCGUUAUAAGCGAGCCGUAUCCCGGGCGGGAUGGGAAUUACCUCGAGUCCAGCGCGGCCGCCAUGUUCACGGCUGGUCUGCUCCGCGGUAUAAAGCUGGGGCUGCUGGAGACGAACAAGUUCCGCUGCACCGCGGACAAGGCCUAUCAGCAUCUGGUCGAGCGGUUUGUGACCGAGGGCGAGGACGGUACCAUUACGUGGGAGGGAAUUGUGCAGGUCGGGUCGUUGAGUGGGAACGGGACCUACGAGUAUUACAUCUCGAUUCCUGUGGUACGCAACGAUGCCCGUGGUGGAGGUGCUUUUAUGCUAGCGUCUUACGAAAUGGCAACCCUGAAAUAG
This is a messenger RNA of Pyricularia oryzae 70-15, 1143 nucleotides long. Its product is annotated as cell wall glycosyl hydrolase YteR. Gene Ontology annotation, biological process: carbohydrate metabolic process. Lineage: Eukaryota; Fungi; Ascomycota; Sordariomycetes; Magnaporthales; Pyriculariaceae. The coding region runs from base 1 to 1143 and encodes 380 amino acids. The record is from RefSeq and is a predicted model, not a curated record. The transcript has 2 exons.